Molecule: messenger RNA, 1603 nt
Organism: Leptonychotes weddellii (Weddell seal)
Lineage: Eukaryota; Metazoa; Chordata; Mammalia; Carnivora; Phocidae
Source: RefSeq, a predicted model, not a curated record
GGCUUCAGUCCCUAAAUCCCGACUGCAAACCAGUGCGCCGGAACCAAAGAGCCGACACUCGAAUUUCCACGCGGGCGCGCGAGUGUGUUGCGACGCAUCGAUUGCUUUCGUCUGGCGGAGGCCUAUCGGGGGAGGACCGAGCACCGGGAGGCCAAGGAAAGGAGGCGAGUCAAGGACUUCCUCCUGGGGAGGGAGCUUGGAUUCGGGAGGCCGCGCUGGGCCUGUUGGACUAGGCGUCCACGCGUGGGAGAGUUCAGUCAUGUGUGUACAUGCGGUGAUGCGCGCCCUGCGCAAGAACAAGACGCUUCGCUACGGAGUCCCCAUGCUGUUGCUGAUUGUUGGAGGCUCUUUUGGUCUUCGUGAAUUUUCACAAAUCCGCUAUGAUGCUGUGAAAAUUAAGAUUGAUCCUGAAUUAGAAAAAAAACUGAAAAUGAGUAAAGUAUCAUUGGAAUCAGAGUAUGAGAUACUAUGGGACCAGGAAAUUCCAGGCUGCGUGAAUUGCCUUGGCAACCUCAGCUACUGCAUCCCCUUUGUGCAGAGCUGCCUCCCUAAGGACUGACUGAUGCGUUUAGCCCAGCAGAACCAUAAACCCUGUACUCCACAACAAGGACACAACAAACCACAGAUGAGAAAAUCUUCCACAUCUGGUGCUUUGAGGAGCUGCCAACCAGCUGGGCUCUACUCUCUUUCUUCAUCUAUUUCCUCUGCCUUCAUGCUUCGUGCUCUGCUUUCUCCUGUUUUUUCUCACCUCCCUUUUCCAUGCCAAUGUGGAUUAACCACAAGAAACUAGGGCUCCUGAGCAUCAGCUGCCUCGAGGCAGUAAUAAUCAGUUCUUCCUGCUGGUGCAUUGAACCUGCCUCUCCACAAACAUACUGACACACACAUACACAUACAUACAUGUGCACACACCCAGGUGUGCCAGCUGAUCCCCACAUGGUGGGAGCCUGAGUGGGAAGGGACCAUCUGGGACAGUGGCCCUGGAAGGUAGCUCUGAGGCCUGCCCUCACCAUAAGUUGCCAGUCUGUAUCAUAUCACCAGGGGGCAUGUUUCCUCCUAUGCUGUGAAGGAAUGAUGUCUUUGCAAAUGCAUUUUCCUUGACCUGGAAAAUCUCUUUUGGGUGAAUCAAAGUUUUCCUGAGGCAUUGAGAGAACAAGAAACAGUGCUAGGUGAAUACAUGCUAAAAAAUCUUUAUUGAAUGAAGAAUGUUAAACAGGCUCCACAUGGUAUAGUUCAGGCUCCUCUAGUGGGAAGUACAGAGCCAGAAGCUUUGAUCAGCUUUGGCCCACUCUGGUUUUUCCAAACCAGGGAAGAAACUGCCUUUGAACAAACAAAGUGUGCCACAGAACUCCUUAACAGUACCAACUUGAUCAAGGCUCCAGCAUAGAAGACACUUAUUAAAAUAAUCUACAUCAUCAUUAAUUCAAUGAACAUUUAUUAAACACUUGCCAUACACUAGGGACUUGUAUAGAUGUUGGAGAUUCAAACAGUAAGACUCUCCUCUUCAUGUUGCUUAUAUCCUUAUAUACAUUGCCCUUGAACACCAUGGGUUUGAACUGUAUGGGUCCACUUACAUGCUGAUUUUUUUCAGUGUAGUACUGUAAAU